Messenger RNA from Drosophila takahashii, 1194 nucleotides. NCBI's taxonomy places the organism in Eukaryota, Metazoa, Arthropoda, Insecta, Diptera, Drosophilidae. The record is from RefSeq and is a predicted model, not a curated record.
UCACACUAUGAGGCGGCAUUUAAAUUUUUUUGCCGGUUGCAAAACGCUGCUUUCCCAAAAAUUCGUAGCAACCGCGAGCAAUUCGAUUAUAUGGCCACGGACAAAACGCCAACGCCGGGUGCCCAGGUGCUCCACCGGACGAGGACGCGAUCCGCCAGGCGGCGGGACUCCAGCGGCGCCACCCCCUCGCCGAGAAGCCGGCGCACGGGCAGUGGUCAGCUGCAGCGGCGCCUCCGCCGCCUGAUUGUCGCCGAGCGGAGCGGCCGGAAGCGCUCCAGUCGCGACCAGGAGACGGACAUGUCCGCCUCCGGCCGGAGGACGCCCCUGUGGCUCUGGGCAGCCCUGGUCGUCCUGGUUAUCGGCGCCGGCGUGGGCCUGUGCCUGCAGCUCGAUGACAACUUCCUGGAGAGCUACAAGAACCAGUACCAUUCGAUCGUCCACAACCGGGACAACUACUGCGAUCGCGGCCAGCGGCUGGGCCACAUGGUCCAGCAGGCCCGGCGCCACGUCCUCCACCAGGAUGGGGCCCUGGAGCAGCUGGAACAAGCGCUGGACAGCCCCAGUCGCCAGAUCAUCGCCUUGGUGGGCUCCUCUGGCGUGGGCAAGAGCCUCACGGCGGGCAUCCUGCGCAAUCACUUUCCCUGGCCCGAAAAUGUGAGGACGCUCUCGUGGAGCGGCGCUCGAUCCGUGCGCCGUUUGGAGGGCCUGCUGACGCAGCUGGCUUAUUGCGGCCAGAAUCUAAUAGUGGUGGACAACAUGGAGCCAGCGGAUGCCGAGCAUGUGCCGGCCAUCAGUGAACUGAUCAAGGCGCACGACGAGAUCGCCAACCGAACCGAGCAGCCGCACCUGAAGCAGCUAACCGUGCUGCUCGUCUUCAGCGUGAAUCGCCUGCAGGGCGACGAGGAGUUUGAGGCGGAAAUGGAGACCCUGCGCCGACUGCCACGCAGCCAUGUCAUCACCUAUGCCGCGCUGGAAGCCAUUCAUCUGGUCGACUGCAUCCGGAGGGAAGCGCAGAACGCGCGGCUGCAACUGGAGGACGAUCAGGUGGAGGAGAUAAUCAGGGGAAGCGAUGCUCGCGCCUCUGGCUGCAAGUCCAUUCCGGCCAAAGUUCUGCUCUACGGCAGGCCAAUCGCAGAGGAAACUCAGGAGACUGACGUGGACCAUCCAACAGACUGAAUCAAGAGGUUAUUUAAA